Molecule: messenger RNA, 2214 nt
Organism: Vavraia culicis subsp. floridensis
Lineage: Eukaryota; Fungi; Microsporidia; Pleistophoridae
Exons: 1
Coding region: 1-2214 (737 amino acids)
Biological process (GO): error-prone translesion synthesis
Cellular component (GO): nucleus
Molecular function (GO): DNA-directed DNA polymerase activity; damaged DNA binding
Source: RefSeq, a predicted model, not a curated record
AUGGUGCACGAUUUCGUCGAUAAUGAAGACGAUAUCGGUAAUUAUAUGAAGAAAGUAAGCGGUUCGCAGCUGACAACCGGUAAUAUAGUGUACUGUGAUGAUGGGAAUGCAUUUGAUACCAAGAAAGAAGAAAAUAUAAAGAGCAUACGGAUGAAAGCACAUGCCAUGAAAGAGCGAAUUGCUCAUUUUGAGGAUAACGAACUAAGAUACGCACACCGAAUGGUGCACCAGGAAAAGGAACGGUUGAAAAAGGACUGGCCAGCACUAUUUUGCAGUGGCCAUGCGCUUGAACGAGUGUUUGUGUACGUGGAUAUCGAUGCAUUCUAUGCAAGUGUGGAAGUGCUUGUUGAUCCUGUAUCCGGUCCUUUGGCGGUCGGAGGUAUGUCGAUGCUAGCGGCUGUUAACUACGCCGCAAGAAAGUAUGGAAUACGGUCGGGCAUGCCCGGUUACCAGGCACGCACCCUCUGUCCAUCCCUUGUGAUCCGGAAGUGCAAUUUUGAACGGUAUAACAUGUAUUCAGAGCGGGUGAUGGGCAUGCUGGCAAGGUUUGACGGGAACAUAGAAAUUUAUGGACUGGACGAAUGUGUGCUGGUGAUAGAUGAAGAGAAGAUGAGAAAAGGAUACGAGUAUUUUUGUGAAUGGAAGGGAGGAAUUGAAUGCAUACUGAAUGACUGUGAGGGUUGUUCUAGUUCUGGGAUUGACACUACGAGUCUGUCGCAAAAACACGAUAACAACCCACAGAGUAUGAGCGAAAUUGGCGGUUCGUGUAAAAGACGUGAUGAAGGAACAAAAGUAGAAUCUGAAGGCGUGAAUAGCAAGGUAAUGGUGAACAAUGAUUUAUUCUGUGAGGUGCAAAUGAAUAAAUUGGCUGAAAAUGAUUAUUUUGCCGUGGAAGCCGAGGGCAAAGCUGCGAAUCCUGAGAAUGAAUUUGUACUGGCCACACAUGCUCAAAGAGAGGAAUAUAGCAAAAAAAAAGGAUUGAACGUACAGAGCGGUAGAGAUAAUAUUAUUUUGGAAGAUGGUAUUGCUGAACACGGGUUGUAUGAAGCGGAAAUGAACAUCACUAAUAGAAAAUUUGCACCAACUCAUGGUAAUGACAAUUCUUCUUCAUAUGAUACCUUUGUUGCUGCCGAGGUGUCGAGCAGUUCAAUUUGCACGAGUCAGCCCCAUCCUCACAUGUGUAGUAAACACAAAAAGAUAGUAAAAACGCUUCCAUUCACCUUUAAGAAUGUUGAACGGCUUGUAACCGCCAUUCGUAUGCACGCUAGAAAGCAUAUCGGACUUACAAUAAGUGCUGGUAUUUCCGUGUGCAGAGGGCUAUCAAAACUGUGUUCAACGAUAAACAAACCAAACGACCAAUUUUCGCUCUCUUCAGGUGCAGAAAAAUUCCUAAGUCCCAUGAAAAUCACAAAAAUAACGGGUAUCGGUCCAAAGACAAGUAUCCUGCUCGAAAAUGGCAUGGGCAUUUCCACAAUCAGGGAACUGCACGCACACAUGCACAUACUGUACCUGGUGCUCAAAAGGAAAAGCUUCCACAAUCUUUUCAGAAUGUCUCACGGCUUGUCACAUUUUGAUGGUCCAUCAGCAGAUAGUAUUACGAUUCACAGGCAGCCGCAUAUCGAUAUUAUGGCACGGCCCCCCUCCGUUUUAUCAAACCAAAGUGUCAGCAAAUCGCGAACGUUCAAUCCGACGAAUGAUUAUAAAAUGCUGAUGGACGUGCUGUGGUCGUUGUGCAAAAAUCUUGGCCGCAAACUCACGGGUUCACAAGCAGCCGUGGUUACCAUAACGGUAAAAACGGAGCACUUCCGAACAAUUGUGAGGAGACAGCGCGGUGUGCUGCGCAAUGAUAUACAAAUACUUGAUGCGUGUUCUGUACUGCUAAAUGAGGCCGUGUCAACACUGUGUGCGUCGGUGAGCGAUGAUGUUACAUCCUGUUACAGCUGUUCAAAUAGGACAACCCGUCCAAGAAUAUUCCAGCACAAUUUGCGACUGCGCCUCCUCGGUGUUUCACUGAGUAAGUUUUCGAGAAAAAGUCCUUUUUUCAAGAGAAGAAAGAUGAGCAUGGAUGUAAAACGAUGUAUUGAAUGCAAGAAAGUGUUUGUAAAUGUGAGUGAAGCAUUCUUCUACAGCCAUGUGAACACUUGUCUUGAUUGGAAGGAACAAAAGAACAAGAACAGCCUACUCCGAUUUUUCAACACGACGAAGAAGGUGUAA